This is a messenger RNA of Staurois parvus, 281 nucleotides long. Lineage: Eukaryota; Metazoa; Chordata; Amphibia; Anura; Ranidae. The record is from the annotation of a GenBank genome assembly.
GAGGGAUUGGCAAAGAGGGGUGGGGGCCAGUAGAGGGAUUGGCAGAGAGGGAUGGAGGACACUGAGUGGAGGGCAGUGGAGGGAUUGGCAGAGAGGGGUGGAGGCCAGGGUGGAGGACACUGAGUGGGGGCCAGUGGAGGGAUUGGCAGAGAGGGAUGGAGGACACUGAGUGGAAGCCAGUGGAGGGAUUGGCAGAGAGGGGUGGAUGGGACGGUGGAGGACGAGCUGAGGCCAGUGGAGGGAUUGGCAGAGAGGGGUGGCUGCCAGGGCCAGUGUUGGUC